AAAGCAGGGAAGCUCGACUUCUGCCACGAAGACGAAAGCGCGCGCGCUCGAGAUCUCUCUGUCUCCUUCAUUUCCCUCGCUUCGGCGCUCUGCCCCCCCCGUUCUGCUUCUUUCAUCCGAGUCUCGGUCGAUUUCCUCCUCUUCUCGCUAUCGUUUUUUCUCUAUCUUCUCUCCCAAGCGAGAAACAAACGGUAUCAAGGAGUUCUCGCCGCCUGGGCGCGCGCUCUGCCUUUUUCAAUCUGCGUUUCUCUCGUCAGUCUCCUUCCCGAGAGACUCGGAGGGGAAGAGGCUCGAGCGGCUGCUUCUUCGCUCCUCUUUCUCCUUCUUCCCGUCUGUCUCCUGUCUCCUCCCCAGAACUCUCCCUUUCCUCUUCUUCUUUUCCUUUCUUCUUUUCUUCUUCUUCCUCUUCUUUUCUUCUUCUUUUCCUCUUUUUCUUCGUUUGUCGCCUUUUCGAGUUGAGUGAAGAGUUCUCCUCUGCGUCUGCAAGAUGAGGAAGCGCGUGGAUCCCCGCGUUCGGACGCUGGUGGAGAACUGCAUUCAGCUGGGGCAGCGUUCGUUCUUCGUGAUCAUCGGAGACAGAGGAUCGGAGCAGGUCGUCAACUUGCACUACCUCCUGCACCGUUACUUCCCGGCGCAGAAACCGAGCGUCUUGUGGUGCUACAAGAAGGAUUUGGGUUUCUCCUCUCAUCGUCGGAAACGCGCAAAGCAGGUCAAGAAGAAGAUCCAGCGUGGACUCUACGAUCCCAACAUCGACGACCCGUUUGAACUCUUCAUGUCGUCCACCAAUGUGCGCUUCUGCUACUACAAAGACUCCCAUACGGUCCUCGGGAUGACGACAGGAAUGUGUGUUCUCCAGGACUUCGAGGCCAUCACGCCCAACAUCCUUUGCCGGACGGUCGAGACCGUCCAGGGCGGAGGCAUCAUCUGUCUCCUCCUCAGGUCCUUCGCCUCGCUCCAGCAGCUCUACGACCUCAGCAUGGACAUCCACGGCAGGUUCAAGACCGAGCGCUUCAGCCAGGUCAAGCCGCGGUUCAACGAACGCUUCAUCCUCUCUCUGGCUCGAUGUCGGAACUGUCUGAUGGUUGACGAUGAGUUGAACGUUCUGCCACUCACGUCUUUCUCUCAGACCCUGCGUUCGCUGAAGCCGGGGAUGCAGAGCGAAGCAGCUGAAGGCGCCUCGGCAGGUCUGCCGCCAGGCCUGCCGCCAGACGCCGCCGAGGCUCUGGCUGAGAAGAAGAAGCGGACGGAAGAACUUGAGGCGCUGAAGCGCGACUUUCAGGAGACGCCUCCUGCGGGGCCUCUGGUCAACCUCUGUCUCUCUGUCGACCAGGCGAAGGCUGUGCUGGCCUUUGUCGAUUGCCUGGCUGCUCAGGCCAGCGGGAAGAAGGACGCCGCAAACUGCGCGGCGGCCGACACUCGUGGAAACGGACUCAGCGCUCUGACGCACUUGGGUCAAGUCGCCCACCAAACGUUCGCGCUCACGGCUGCGCGAGGUCGCGGCAAGAGUGCAGCGCUCGGCCUCGCUGUCGCUGCAGCAGUCGCCUACGACUACACCAACAUCUUUGUCUCUGCGCCGUCGCCGGAAAAUGUCAAAACUCUCUUCGAGUUUGUCGUCAAAGGACUCACGGCUCUCGGACUGAAAGAGCACCUUGACUUCAGUGUGAGUCGCGAAGACCCAGGCCUGGCGGCUGCGGCUCACGCGUCGCACAGCAGCGGUGUGUCUUCGUCGGAGAACAACAGCAGUCGUGGAGGCGCCAGUCGCCUCAUCACCGGAGUUGAGGUUCACAGAAGCCACAAACAAAAAGUGACGUUCGUCUCGCCACACGAACGAGAAGGUCUCGGACAUGCAGACUUGCUCGUCAUCGACGAAGCAGCUUCCAUUCCUCUCCCCAUUGUCAAGUCCCUGUUUGGUCCGUACGUCGUUCUUCUCUCGUCCACCAUCCACGGAUACGAGGGAACAGGGCGCGCACUCUCCCUCAAGUUGAUUCAAGACUUAAAGCAGAAUAAGUUGUCGUCGUUGAGCAACAAUCCCAAAGGCGGUUUCCUCGCCAGGACUCUGAAGCAACUGACGCUGACAACUCCCAUUCGUUACUCCGUGGGCGACGGCGUCGAAGCCUGGCUUCACGACCUUCUCUGUCUCGACGCCACUGAUCCGCCGAAGCUGUCGGAUGCUGCACUGCCGCCUGCGUCGAAGUGUGACCUGUACUUGGUCGACCGCGAUGCCCUCUUCUCGUUUCACGAGGCCUCUGAGGCUUUCCUCCACAAUCUCCUGUCACUCUUUGUCUCCUCUCACUACAAAAACAGUCCGAACGACUUGAUGCUGAUGGCCGACGCACCGGCGCAUCUCCUGUUUGCUCUUCUGCCGCCUGUUGACGAAAGAACAGCCACCGUCCCCGACAUCUACUGCGCAGUUCAGGUUUCCAUCGAGGGACAUUUGUCGAAACAAGCAAUUCAGCAGGCUCUGGGUCGAGGCCUGCGACCGUCUGGGGACCUCAUCCCGUGGACGUUGGCACAGCAGUUCGCCGACGAAGACUUCGGCGCUCUGACAGGAGCUCGCAUCGUCCGAAUCGCAUGUCACCCGUCGCUUCAGCGACUCGGCUACGGUACGGCCGCGAUGCAGCAACUGAUCGACUUCUUCGAGAUGAAAGGAGUUUCUCUGAAAACCGAAGGGAAGAACGCACUGUCGAACUCUCUCCUCUCUUCCUCGCAAGGCGGAGACGAAGAGGACGACGAAGACGAAGAGGACGACGAAGACGAAGAGGAUGAAGAGGACGGGGAAGGGGGCACUCCAGCGAAGGGUAAGAAGAAGGGUGACAAGCAGGCUGAGGAGGAACAGGUACGUGACGCGUCUUCUGCUGCCGCAUCGGCGUCGCAUGCCUCCUCUCCAGAGGCCGCAAAGGUUUGGACGAAAAAAGCCUUCAAACCGCGGCCGGCGCCGCCGCUUCUGUCGCCCUGUCGCUCGACGCGCCCAGACUUCAGCAUCGACUACUUCGGUGUUGCCUUUGGUCUCUCUUCGUCUCUCUUUCGCUUCUGGACGCGGAGGAACUUCGUCCCCGUCUACGUGCGUCAAACAGUGACAGACGUCACAGGCGAGUUCAGCUGCAUUCUCUUGCGCCCCGCGGAAGUCGAGGGUAGCCUGUGGCCGGGUGAAAGUGACAAGACCGGCGCGGCGGACGACCGGGGAGGCGACGAGGAUCUGCGGAGAAAGAAUCGGUGGCAGGGCAUCGAAACCGGCCGCGCUGCGAAUGAGCUCGUCGGCCGCCGCGGCGGGAUCUGGCUGUCGGCGUUUGCAAGCGAUUUCCGAGCUCGAUUUCUGCAACUUCUUGGAGGCGCGUUCCGACGACUUCCCGCGUCGCUCGCCCUCUGUCUCGUCACGUGCUCGUCCAAGCCACGAGACAAUUCUGAGGCUCCAGGCUCCAAAGAAACGUCGAUCUUUCCUCCUCUUUCUCUCGCAAAUCUGCCGAAUUUCUUCUCGAGCCACGACCUUUCGCGCCUGCGAAAAUACGCGCAGCAACUCGCAGACUUGCCGCUGAUUUUGGAUCUUCUGCCCACUCUCGCGGCUCUCUUCUUUAACGACAGAUUCCCCCCUCUUGCCGCCUCCUCAGUGACUCUAUCUCACCUCCAACAAGUCGUUCUCCUGGCCGUCGGCCUUCAACGGAAAACGCCCGACGACGUCUCGACGGAGUUCAACAUUCCUCCAAACCAGACCUUGGCACUCCUCAACAAGACAGUCCAUAAAUUUGUUGGUUUUUUCCAGAAAUUGCAAGAAGCGCAGGUCGAGGCAGAAGUCGACUCUCAGUGGGGCGUCCGCAGUGCCGCGUCGCGGCGGCUCGUCGUCGAAGGCGGCGGAGCUUUGCUCGGAGAACUGCCAUCGCAGAGUUUCACCGAAGAGCUUGCAGAUGAAGCCAAGAAAGUGAAGCGGCAACAGAAAGUCGAGUUGAAGAACCUGCUCGAGGCUCUCGGAGGCGAAGAAGCCAUGAAGGAACACUCGAUGGACGCCUACACCGAAGAAGACUUCAACGAGGCUGUCGGCGCCGCGAGGCCAGGUUCCCUUCAGGCCAGCACAGCUUCUCGGGUCUUCUCAUUGAAGCGUAAGAAUCCGAACAAAGGACAGAAGAACGGAGGGACAGGAGAAAAGACCGGCGACGGAGGCGAGAAGAAGAAACAGAAACGCGACUUUGGAUCCUUCAACAAAAACAAAAACAAGCACAAAGUCUACGCGAAUCGAUAAAAAACGUCGCCGGACGAGCAUAGCCGCGAAAACCAGUGCAGCGUUUGACAGCCGGAGGACCGAUGUCCGAAGCUUUGUGUGUGCGUGGAGUUCGGUUUCUCGAUUUUGCGACUUGGCGUGUCAUGUUUGUCAAAGCAAAUCCUCGAUAUCUCUUUUCUAUUCCACGGGUCCUCGUGGUCGCGCUUCUCUAACCUGCAAAUCCUAGCUACCUAGUGAGAACGAAACGUCUCUCUACCUAUAUGCAUAUGCAUACUUAUAUAAUCUAGGUACAUGUGCAUAGGGAGAUCGAAAGACUGAUAGAGAUGCCGACGUGGAGAGAGCUCGAUAGAUACAGGCCUACGCAGAAAUCGAUAGUAGAUAAGUCUGCAUAAGAGAGCGAUCGACCGACAGGAAAUCGUAGAAGGCUGCCGAUAGAUAGGUUUGCAUAUAGAGAUACAUUUGCGUGCGAAAGCAAAGAACCGCAACCGCCUUCUUCUACUGUCCCUUUUAAAAGGGAUUGCCUCUUCUCUCGCGUCUGACAUAGAGGCAGGAAUCACUCAAUACGCCUCUCAAAAGUUCGCUCUCUUUUCCUUGAAGAAGCGUCUUCGCUGUUUUCGGGAAUGCGCAAGAGACCGCUGUCGUAAACAUAAGGCUUUUCUUCUGAUAACGAAGAGAAGGCAAUCCGCUUCCACUCUCUCUCACUCGACCCUCAGCUGCCC
Toxoplasma gondii ME49 is the source of this 4929-nucleotide messenger RNA. RefSeq names its product ATPase (DUF699) protein. The transcript has 13 exons. Gene Ontology annotation, cellular component: nucleolus; 90S preribosome. The record is from RefSeq and is a predicted model, not a curated record. Gene Ontology annotation, molecular function: tRNA binding; ATP binding; 18S rRNA cytidine N-acetyltransferase activity. Gene Ontology annotation, biological process: rRNA acetylation involved in maturation of SSU-rRNA. The coding region runs from base 488 to 4231 and encodes 1247 amino acids. Lineage: Eukaryota; Apicomplexa; Conoidasida; Eucoccidiorida; Sarcocystidae.